This is a messenger RNA of Closterium sp. Naga37s-1, 1575 nucleotides long. The record is from the annotation of a GenBank genome assembly. Lineage: Eukaryota; Viridiplantae; Streptophyta; Zygnematophyceae; Desmidiales; Closteriaceae.
AUGGCUGGAUUCGAGGACUUCUGCGCGUCGCUCGGGCUCUCCGUGGGAAUCGGGAAGUUCCUUGUGUGCUACCUGAUCAGCAUCCCCUGCUGCUUCCUCCAGCGCCUCCUCCCCGCCGGCACCGUCCGCCAUAUCUGGGCCACGCUCUCGGGUCUCGUGCUCACGUACAUUGCGUUCGGAUAUGAGUCUCUGGGGCAUUGCGUGGUGGCGUGCGUGGUGGCGUACGGAUCCAUGCUCGUGUACCGGAAGAAAUGCGGGGUGAUCACCUUCUUCACCACCUUCAUCUACCUCAUCGGCUGCCAUGUGUUUUACAUGAGCGGCGAUUCGUGGCGGCAAGGAAACAUCGACUUCACUGGGGCCAUGAUGAUCCUCGUGCUCAAGGUCACGUCCGUCGCCUACGACUACCAGGACGGCGGCAAGCCGCGCAAGCCGGAAGAUGCCAAGACGGCGGCGAUCAGCGACGCGCCGAAGCCGAUCGUGGCGAUGCCGAGUCUGCUGCAGUUCCUGGGCUACACCUUCUGCUGCGGGCUGCACUUCGCCGGUCCCUUCUACGACUUCUCCGCCUACAACGACUGGAUCAACCGCAAGGGGAUCUGGGCGCCAGGCACGCGCACGGCGCCCGCGCUGGUGCCGUUCCUGCGCGCGUUCAUCCAGGGCAUCGUGGCCGCCGUGAUCCAGCUCAAGCUCGCGUCCAUCCUCGAUAUAGACAUCCUCAAGACGCCCAGUGUGUACUUCGCAAUGCCGUACUGGCGGCGGUUCCUGUUCAUCUACCACGCGUGCGAGGUCACCCGCUGGAAAUACUACUUCAUCUGGUCCAUCUCCGAAUCAGCCAUGAUCGCCGCUGGGCUGGGCUUCAGCGGGUGGGUUCGCAAGAUUGGCAAGGGGGACGAGGGCGGAAAGGAGAACGGGGGGAAGGCGGACGGGGAGGGGAAGGAGAAGCGCGUGGGCGGGAGCUUCACGGAGGUGGCGUCGUGGAAGCGCGCGCAGAACUGCCACAUUCUGGGUGUCGAGCUCGCGACCAGCACGGCCACACUCGCCACCAACUGGAACAUCUCCGUCGGCCUCUGGCUGCGCACCUGUGAGUCAUCCGACUUCGUACCUGAUGCAGCUCCCUCAGCAGUGGUGAUUCGCAUGCGGCCUCUGGCUGCGCACCUAUGUGUACGAGCGGCUGGUGCCAGCUGGUGGAAAGCCCGCAUUCGUACAUCUGCUGCUCACGCAGAUCGUCAGCGCGCUCUGGCAUGUGAGUACUGGGGUUUGGGUCUGUACCCUGGCUACCUGCUCUUCUUCGUUGGCGUGGCUCUUGAGAUCGCCGGCUCACGAGUGAUUUACAAGUAUGAGCGUGCCAUCCCUCCUCAAGCAACCUUCCUGAAGGGCUUGGCCACGGUGCUCCAUGCCAUCUAUGCGUGCUUCUGCAACAACUAUGUUGCUAUUGGCUUCAUUGUGUUGACAGCACAGGAGACCAUCACAGCAUACAAGGGGCUGCUCUAUCUGGGCAACAUCGUGCCACUUGCCAUUGUAAUCCUCGGAAACUUCCUCCCCUCGCCGCGACCCUCUCGUCGCGCCAAGACCGAGUAA